UGGUUGGUGCCAUGGGAGUGACACUGACAAGAGCAGCGCAGUGGACCUCUGCUGGUUCUGGACCUGGCACACUGGAAAUCACCCCUUUGAAUGAAUCUCUCCUAAAUGAAAUUAUUAAAUUUACGGAGGGCUUCCACUAUAGACAUCCUCAAGAAGCAGCAUUUGUCUUCAGAGAGCCACUUGAAUGGAAAACACGCUUGGAUUAUUCAGUAUUUGAGUCAGGUUAUGAAAUCAGUGGAACAACUGUUCAGUCUGAAGACAAAGACAAGGAUGGUCAACCACUGCUUCUCCUCACUGCAUCAACCAUUAGAGUCUGCAGCUUUGGCGAGCUGUCUCGUUUGCUAUCUGUAGCUACAGAAAAAAAAUUAAAGGAAGCUCAAGCAUGCCUUGAAGCCAAUAGAGAUCCUAUAGUGAAAAUUCUUGGUCCUGGAUAUGGAACUGUUGAGGGAGAAGAUAUGUCCAUGCUGCGCUUGCUGGAAAAAGUGAAGAAAGAUGAUGAUCCUGAAACAGAGAUUAAAAUGAAAAUCUCUCUUCUUCUUCAACAGCUGGAUAUGCAAUUGCUUAACAGUUCUUUAAAACAUAUUUCACGAGAGGUGAGAUUAACUCCAACUUCUGUAAAAAAUGAGGUGGAUCUACUCAAGCAUUUCUCUGGGAAAGGAGAAGAUACAGUACUGGAAUCUCUUGAAUAUACAUCAGAUUAUGAAUUUUCCAAUGGGUGCCGAGCCCCACCUUGGAGACAAGUACAUGGAGAAAUUUGUUAUUUGAUUGUUAAACCACAUGACACCAAUCCUUUGUUCAUCACUUGCAGCACAGCAGGCGUGUUUCUAAAUGGGGGUAGGGAAAAGGAGAAAGAUGAUAUCGAAUAUGAGAGAAAAAGUGACAUAUAUAAAGACCUUGUCACAUUUUUAAGGGAAAGAUCACCUAAAUUUCUGGAAAAUAUGGCUAAACAGGAAUAUACUUUUUUUGAAGAACCAGUGCAUGAAAAACAGCAGCAUCUGGAAAUAGUUGAUACUGAGGACUCUGGCCAAUCCCAGAAGUUUUAUGAUUGUUCAGAAAAGAAUGUGUUUGAGAAAAUGAAGAGUCCUCCUGUAAAAGGCAAGCCCAUCGACAAGAAAUUAGAACCAUCUCUGAAGUGGAAGGACACUGGUCUUGCUGGUUCCCAGGAUGCUGCAAAAAAAGACAUCAAAGAAGAAAAGGAAGUUAGACCUAUUAGUCACGAACUGAAGAAGAAAGCGAGUAUAAUUUCCUCUGGAUCUGUUAAAGCACAAUCAGCCGCAAAACGUAAAGUGUCAGAAAAGUCUGAAGAAGCUAGUGAAAGUUCUUCAGAGAGUGAGGAAGAUGAAGAACAGCCUGAACGUCACCAGGAAGGAAAUACUGAUUUGCCAUCUGAAUAUUGGCAAAUUCAGAAACUUGUAAAAUAUUUGAAGGGAGGCAAUCAGACAGCUACAGUAAUUGCCUUGUGUUCAAUGAGAGAUUUCAACUUGGCUCAAGAAACCUGUCAACUGGCCAUCAGAGAUGUUGGAGGUCUUGAAGUCUUAAUAAAUUUACUUGAUACAGAAGAUGUUAAAUGUAAGAUUGGUUCAUUGAAAAUCCUGAAGGAAAUUAGUCAGAACUCACAGAUCAGACGUACAAUUGCUGAUCUUGGGGGCUUACAAAUUAUGGUGAAGAUUCUGGACUCUCCAGAUAAGGAUCUGAAAUGCUUGGCAGCUGAAACAAUUGCCAACGUUGCCAAGUUUAAACGAGCACGAAGGACAGUAAGACAGCAUGGAGGAAUCACAAGACUGGUUGGGCUGCUGGACUGUGUGUCAAUGGGAUUAGCUAAUCCAACACCAUCUCAGGCAAAAGAUAUUGAAAUAGCCCGCUGUGGGGCUUUGGCACUUUGGAGCUGCAGCAAAAGCACCAAAAAUAAAGAAGCAAUCCGUAAGGCUGGAGGUAUUCCAUUAUUAGCUCAGCUGCUGAAGUCUCCACAUGUAAGCAUGUUAACACCAGUGGUGGGGACAUUACAAGAGUGUGCAUCAGAGCCAAGCUACAGACUUGCAAUAAAGACAGAGAGGAUGAUUGAGAACCUUGUGAAGAACCUGAGUAGUGAAAAUCAGGAGCUUCAGAUGCACUGUGCUAGUGCUAUCUUUAAGUGUGCAGAAGAUGAAGAAACACGUGACCUAGUAAGGCAGCAUGGAGGCCUACAACCACUGGCUACUCUGCUUAGUAAUUCUGAAAAUAAAGAACUGUUAGCAGCAGUGACAGGAGCAAUCUGGAAAUGUGCUAUCAGCAGAGAAAAUGUAACAAAAUUUCGGGAAUACAAAGUCAUAGAAACUUUGGUAGGACUGCUAACUGAUCAGCCUGAAGAAGUACUUGUGAAUGUUGUUGGAGCACUAGGGGAAUGUUGCCAAGAGCCAAUAAAUCGAGCUAUUAUCCGUAAAUGUGCUGGCAUACCACCUCUGGUUAAUUUACUUACUGGAACCAAUCAGGCACUUCUAGUGAAUGUCACCAAAGCAGUGGGAUCUUGUGCAGCUGAACCUGAAAAUAUGAUGAUAAUUGACCGUUUAGAUGGAGUCCGUUUGUUAUGGUCCUUGUUGAAAAAUCCUCAUCCAGAUGUUCAAGCAAGUGCAGCCUGGGCUAUUUGUCCUUGCAUUGAAAAUGCUAAGGAUGCUGGGGAAAUGGUUCGGUCCUUUGUUGGUGGCUUGGAACUGAUAGUCAAUUUAUUAAAAUCAGAGCAUAAAGAAGUUUUAGCAAGCGUGUGUGCUGCUAUUACCAACAUAGCCAAAGAUGAAGAGAAUUUAGCUGUUAUAACAGAUCAUGGUGUCGUCCCUCUGUUGUCCAGAUUAGCAAACACGAACAAUGACAAGUUAAGGCGUCAUUUAGCAGAGGCUGUUUCUCGCUGUUGUAUGUGGGGAAGCAACAGAAUUGCCUUUGGAGAGACCAAAGCUGUGGCCCCUUUAGUACAUUACUUGAAAUCAGAUGACACAGCAGUUCAUCGAGCUACUGCUCAGGCCUUGUACCAACUUUCAGAGGACCCCAAUAACUGCAUCACAAUGCAUGAAAAUGGAGUGGUGAAGCUCCUACUAGGUAUGGUGGGCUCUACAGAUGAAAUCCUACAGGAAGCUGCAGCUGGUUGCAUAGCCAACAUCCGCAGAUUGGCUUUGGCAACUGAAAAAGCAAAAUAUGGUUAAAGUCUCAACAGCUUUUUCCAACUCCCAUGCUUUACACUACACUACAUUUCAAUAUGUGACUCUCUGGACAAGUAUCUAACAUUCAAGUUUGAGAAACAUUUAAUUUAGGAUAUUUUUAAAGAAAUCUACAUUUAAUUAAAAUACCUAUUCAAAUAGGGUGCUUUUUUACCUUGAUAUUGUAUUCAUUGCACUGUAUACUUUUCAGAGUCUUCAGUCAUGUAUCACUUUAAAAGUACCAUCUAAAAUGCAUGAAAAUUAUUAUUCAUGGUUAAUAAUAUAACUCAAAUUUCAUUUAAGACAAAUAUGUUUUCUGUGUUUGAUAGAAUUAUAAUAAAUG
Molecule: messenger RNA, 3507 nt
Organism: Alligator sinensis (Chinese alligator)
Lineage: Eukaryota; Metazoa; Chordata; Crocodylia; Alligatoridae
Gene: ODAD2
Product: armadillo repeat containing 4
Exons: 19
Coding region: 12-3170 (1052 amino acids)
Molecular function (GO): protein binding
Source: RefSeq, a predicted model, not a curated record